Clunio marinus is the source of this 294-nucleotide messenger RNA. NCBI's taxonomy places the organism in Eukaryota, Metazoa, Arthropoda, Insecta, Diptera, Chironomidae. The record is from the annotation of a GenBank genome assembly.
AUGGGAAAGAGAAAAACUUUUCUGACGAUUGAAGCAAUUGUGACGUUAACUCAAAAAUAUGUUGCCAACGAAUGUACGAUGCUUCCAUUAAAUAGGAUCACGGACGAUGAAUUGAUUCAUCACAUGUCAUAUUUCUAUUUGACCAGCAGAAAUGACUCUCAUUACUAUAACAACAAUCGCGCAUUAUCAAAUUCAUCUGUUGAAAGCAUGUUCGAAGCUCGACAAUUUGACGUCAUAGCACAUUCGAGUGAGGUCCAAUCUCCGAAUGAUUUUUCCCUUCUCAUCUUGACCUAG